AUGAUAUUAUACCCCAACAACACAAACCAAGAUUUUCAGGUGUCACCUUCUACUCUCCUUUUCUAUACCUGUGGAGCUACACUUGUCGUCUUGACCGUCUGUGGAAACAUGCUUGUGAUCAUCUCUAUCUCACACUUCAAGCAGCUCCACACACCAACAAACUUCUUAAUUGUUUCACUUGCUACAGCUGAUCUGAUUGUUGGCACAGCUGAUGUGCCAUUUCAGUUGGUGUUCAAGAAUCCAGGUACUACAAAGUAUAGAGAGACUUUUCCUAGAGAACAUUCAGAGAGGAAAGCUGCCACGAAACUUGGGAUUCUUGUCAUUGUGUUUGUCAUGUGUUUAUUGCCAUAUUUUAUAAUUAACUUUGUCUCUGUAUCCUGA
Molecule: messenger RNA, 381 nt
Organism: Alosa sapidissima (American shad)
Lineage: Eukaryota; Metazoa; Chordata; Actinopteri; Clupeiformes; Clupeidae
Product: trace amine-associated receptor 3-like
Exons: 3
Coding region: 1-381 (126 amino acids)
Biological process (GO): G protein-coupled receptor signaling pathway
Cellular component (GO): membrane
Molecular function (GO): trace-amine receptor activity
Source: RefSeq, a predicted model, not a curated record